AUGGACAAAGACACUGUAGUAGAGAGUCAACACGCUUGCACUUAUGCAGCGCUGCUGCUUUCCGACGGCGGUGCCGAGAUAACGGCGCUCAACCUCAUGAAAGUCAUGCGCGCGGCCAAUGUCGAAAUUGAGCCGUUCUGGGCUGAUUUGUUCGCCAAUGCACUGUCCGGGCGAGAUAUCCAUGAGCUCGUGGUCAAGGCUGCUUUGGAAGGUCAAGGCCCAGCCACAGCUACCAACGGCAACAGCAGCGGACAAGGUCAGAAACCGGCGGAGGAGGAAAAGAAGGAAGAGCCACGGCCAGUAAGCUCCGACUCGGACUCGGACGACAUGGGCUUCGGCCUCUUCGACUAA
This is a messenger RNA of Sycon ciliatum, 351 nucleotides long. RefSeq lists its product as uncharacterized. Gene Ontology annotation, cellular component: ribosome; cytosolic large ribosomal subunit. The record is from RefSeq and is a predicted model, not a curated record. Bases 1 to 351 code for a protein of 116 amino acids. Gene Ontology annotation, biological process: cytoplasmic translation; translational elongation. The transcript has a single exon. Lineage: Eukaryota; Metazoa; Porifera; Calcarea; Leucosolenida; Sycettidae. Gene Ontology annotation, molecular function: ribonucleoprotein complex binding; protein kinase activator activity; structural constituent of ribosome.